Messenger RNA from Papilio machaon (common yellow swallowtail), 2676 nucleotides. Its product is annotated as multiple epidermal growth factor-like domains protein 10. The coding region runs from base 66 to 2408 and encodes 780 amino acids. The transcript has 8 exons. NCBI's taxonomy places the organism in Eukaryota, Metazoa, Arthropoda, Insecta, Lepidoptera, Papilionidae. The record is from RefSeq and is a predicted model, not a curated record.
UUCAUACAAAUCGGUUGCGUUUGAACGUCAUCGCAUUUCACCAAACGCGACUGGUAGUUCGCGUAAUGACUGUGCGUUGUAAUCUUUUCAAGAUGUUUACGAAUUUUGUGCUUUUAGCUUUUUUUGUUUGUUGCUUUGAUGUGUUCUGUGUUGAUUCACUCCAGCCUGGGGACCCCGGUGUGUGUGUUGUGCAAACCAGCUAUAAAAAUUGGAGAUGGAAGACAUUUAAUGCGCAGCUAUACAAAUGGUGUGGCAGAAAGAGAUGUGUCGAGAAGAGAAGGAGAAAAGAAACCUUCAUGUUGACAAAGAAUCAGGCGGUCUGCUGCAAGGGGUGGGGCUACCAAAGUGAGGACGAUAGCUGUGCUCCUCUCUGCAGCACCGGCUGUCUUGGUGGCCGCUGUGUUGCUCCUGACCGCUGUCACUGCGACGCGCCCGCGCGCCUCGACCCCGUACACGGCAACGUAUGCCUGUUGCCCGUCUGCGAUCCGCCCUGCCGCAACGCCCACUGCGUCGACAACAACACCUGCGAAUGCGACGCUACUUACGUUAGGCACAACGCUACGCACUGUUACCGUUGCGAUCCGGGGUAUGCCGUCGAUGAAAAUUUCACCUGCUCCCCCAUCUGCGACCGACCUUGCGCCAACGGACAAUGCAUCGGACCAAACAUUUGUGGGUGCCCCACCGGUUAUACGCUUAAGGAUACGUUUACAUGUGAACCGGUUUGUGAAAACACUUGCAUUAAUUCAGUUUGCACCGCUCCAAAUGUUUGCACAUGUUUGGAGGGUUAUACUGAAGUUAACAGUACUUGCAUUCCGCAAUGUGACUCUUGUGAUCAUGGCCAAUGCGUUGGACCAAAUGUUUGUGUUUGCGAUGCCGGGUACACAAAUGGGACCAGCGGUUGUGUGCCAGCGUGUGACCAGACUUGUGUGAACGGGGUCUGCUCGGCGCCAAAUGUGUGCUCCUGUAUGGAGGGCUACGUCAAAGACGAUGACUUCAGAUGUGUGACACCAUGCCCCAAGGAGUGUCCGGGCGGCUGUGACGACGACGGAACAUGCCUCGACUGCAGCGUCCCAUUUCGGUUGGUCAGUGGACGGACGCCUCGAGAAAGACAGGUUAAAGAAAAGCUCGUGUGCUGUCCGAGCUGGAAGUACGACUCCCGCAGUAAGAAAUGCAUCUACUACUGUAGAUUCGGUUGCGAAAGAGGGAAAUGCGUGGGCCCCGACAAGUGCAGCUGCGACCCACCGCUGCAGCUGGUCGAUCACAAGUGCGUGGAGCCUCAGUGUGACCCGCCCUGCCAACACGGACAAUGUCAUCCAAACAACACUUGCAUUUGUGGUGCAGAUUUCGAGAAAAUUAAUUCGUCAUAUUGUGCACCUAAAUGCGACCCUGGAUAUGAACGUCAGUGCAUCAACGGGUCCUGCGAUUCCGAUAUCGAUACUGAUCCGAUAAUGUGUAGACCGGUGUGUGACCCAGAGUGCGUUCAUGGAGAUUGCAUUGCGCCCGACGUCUGCAGAUGUCACGAAGGAUAUAAGAAUGACAACUCUUCAGAGUGCACGCCGGUGUGCGAAUCGUGCGGCAACGGCACAUGUGUAGCUCCUAACAACUGUCAAUGCUUCAAAGGUUAUUCACGAGAUGAACGAGGGUCGUGCAUACCUCAUUGUGAGACUCCUUGUGUCAACGGUUCUUGCUCAGCUCCAGGCGUUUGCUCCUGUCCACAAAAUUAUACUCUAGAACAUACUGUAGAAAACAACACUACGGUAGAUAAAUGCGUGCCAGUUUGUUCACAAACCUGCGUCAAUGCCUACUGCGAGUCACCAAAUACCUGUGCCUGUGAGCCUGGCUACGUGAAAAUAAGUGGGAGCUCCACGAUUUGUCGCAAGGAAUGCGAUGGACCGUGUGAAAAUGGUAUUUGCACAUUAUUCGGACAUUGCGACUGUAAUCAAGAUUUUCAACUUGAAAAUGGAACCUGUGUUCCUGCAAAUAUAACUAAGUUGGAUUGCGAGGCGUGCGGGGGGCACUGUAUAGCGGGUGACUGCCGCUGCGACGACGACAGCCCGUGCUCCAUGACUGCUGCUGUAGAAACUGCUGAGAUCGAGUCCUCCGCCAGAUUAGCCGGUUUGGAGAUAUCGUGGGUUGUAGGAGGUGCCGUGAGCUUACUUUUGCUUACUCUAAUGAUUGCUGUUUUCGGACACAUGUGGAAGAGGAGGAAGGAAUAUGGAGUCAAAGCCACUGACAAUAAUGAUGGUGCGUUCAGUAGUGUGGCGUAUACUGUACCAGGUACCCUCUUAACUAUGGGAGAUGGGAGAAAAGAGGCCAGAGAUAAUGAAUAUGACGCAGUGAACGACGAAGAUCCGAGCCGAGCUGCCGCCGAAGCGUUACUCGAAGACAAAAACGAUCCCGACGUAUAACGCAGUGUUACAAAUGAGGGUUUUCACAAUCGAAACAAAACUAUUUGUAUCUAUAAAAGUGUUUCGGUGGUUAAAUUUCCUGGUUACAGUGAUAUUUAAAUGGCGUGACACUUGCAUGCGAAUCCUAUUGCUAUCUCGGGAAUGAGAGGGAUCUCAUUAACUGGUGUCGCGACAGUGGAAUUUCGUAGUUAUCACAAAUAUUGACAGUACAAAUAAUAAACAUAAUAAAAUAAAACAAUAAACAUUUCAAAUUAUGUUUAUUUUGAAA